AUGGAGGCGGAUAGCCAACAGCCCUCUGGAGCCUCCAAAGUCGACCUCCAGAACGAUCCAGGGUAAGUUUUUCGCUGCGAAAAGCCGAAUUUCAGCGAGAUGAUUCUUGUUUCGCUCGCAAGAAAUGAUGGUGUGACUAGACCUGUUAGCAAAUUUCUUGUGGGCAUAAAUUUUCAAAUGGCUUUUGUACGUUGUUCUCCCCUUCCUAACAGGAAGAUGUUCGUCGGAGGCUUGAGUUGGGAAACGACCGCAGGUAAAGUAUUUUGCUGUUUCAGUUUUAAUAACAGUGCACGCUAGUGCUAUCGCUGAACAGAUCGUUCCCCUAAAUUCAGCAAUCGAGUCGUGUUUUUUUGCGGCCACAAAUGAACUGAGACGAGUCACGUUUGAAACAAUCGCUUGUGGUUAAUUCCGUAACGGUAUAAUUUUGCCGUCUGUUUUAGAGGGACUGCAGGCGUACUUUAGCAAGUAUGGGGACUUGAAGGAGUGCUUAGUCAUGAGGGAUCCAAACACCAAACAGUCAAGGUAAAUGACAAGACAGCUACCGACCGGGGCUUCUUAUUCUCCACCUUAGACGCCGAGCGCCAUCAUCUAUGUUUUGUAAAUGGCAUGUCUGAAAAAUAUGCAAUAUGCAACAUAAUAGAGGUAGCACUUUCUGUUUUUGUAUUCUUGUUCCAGGGGCUUUGGAUUUGUGACUUUCGAGGAUCCAGCCUCGGUAGACUCGGUUCUUAAAGCAGGUCCACACGAACUCGACCACAAAAAGGUUAGUAGCGAGAAUUUUGUCACUAUUUUCUAGCGCAGCGCUGCAUAGAAAUGGAUUCGAUCAAGAUUAAUUUUCACGCUUCAUCUGCACGCGUCUGGCGGUGCCUCUAAUGAUGUGGUCACAGAGAACGCUCCUACCAUCGAUUGCAUUAUUUUGGUAAGGUUCCAAAAUAAUUUUUAGUGUUCAGUGCAGAGGAUUUUCCCUGCACUAGAGGUGUUUUUUCGCUUAACGCAACUUUCGUGUCUAAGGGAAAUUUAAUUCACACGACGAAGCUAUUGUGAUGUUAAGAAGUGUACUCAUAGGCUACUGGCCGCGACUGAGAGAUAGCUUAACCAACUGCAGGCUGACACCUUGUACAUUUUUCUUAUCAUUCAAUGCAGAUAGAUCCUAAAAUUGCAGUCCCGAAAAGACCUCAACCGAAGGUAAGAACUGCCUCAUUUGAUUGCGUUAAAUUUAGCGUGCAAGAGUGUUGAACAUCAUGUCGUGUUCUGCAGCUCGAUCAAAAGAUCAGGAAUUUGCAAACUGCUUGCUUGACAACAACGCCAAAGCGACUUUCGAUUUGAACGAACCAGCCUAUUUUAAAAGAUGCCCUUCAAGUGUCGAGACCUCAAGUAACGUAUCAGGGCUUCACGCUGUUAAGGCGAGUAUUUUGAGUGUAAUUUGCAAAGCGUUAGCCAUUUCAAGGCCGCACCAAAAGAAAAUUUAGCAUCUUGCGCGAGUGAAGCAAGGUUCCGUUUCAAGCCAAAGGGGGCGAAGUCUUAAGGUCCAAAAACCCCAAUUCGACCACAAUAUUUGACAUCUGCAGAGAUUCAAUGCUAGCAGCUCAAAACAACAUUGUUGGGUUAAUUGCUGCUCCAAGUUGUUUGUCUCGUCAGAACGCCCACUCUAAAACAAAUUCAACGAGCGAAGGAAGCAGCUACACACGCUAGCCUCCUAUGGAGCAAACGCUUGAGAGGUGAGCGGAAUAUCCGUGCAUACACGCGAUACUUUAGGGGUUUUCCCAAAACGACGUUUUCGACCAACAACUUUUUGUGUAAGGCUGAAUGUUUCUUGACUGACUUUUUCUCAGUAAAAUUGAAUAAUUAUAGGUUCUUCUACUUCAUUUUAAUGUGGGCGACAAAAGAACUGACUUGUAGCAGUACCGACACGCUCCCCUUAAGCAUAGAGUUUUGCUUACUUUGUACUGCCGGAUGACUAAACAAAGUCAUAAGCCUUGUAACGCUUUACCCUGAGCGUCUCAUGUACAAACCAGAGUAUUUUAACAUACCAACAUACAGUAAACCGGUUUCGCAAUUUAUUUCAUGUUAAACAAACAACUUUUAGCGGCUGUGCCUUCUCUAUGAUCAUUCCGUACCGUCGCUCGCUUCCGCGAGAGACGGGUGUACUUGUCUCGGGUCAAAACAAGCAACUUUAAAGGUGUUUCCUUUUUGUAUCGCUUCAGAGGAUACUAUAAAUUAUUGCUUGAUGCCAAAUCACGUCUUCAGCACCUACACUGCAGGUUGGAGAGGUGAAAUUCAAUAGAAAACACAGUUUAAGGUCUUGCCACCCGAAAUUUCGUCUACGACUGAAUUUUCCUGUCCCUUUUUUUAUUUUAAUUGCGAGAAAUCAUUUUUAAACUUCGGUUAUCCGUAUUUGAUAACGUAUCGCCGCAAUCCUGGUUUUGUUUUUACCCCGGGAAUUGAAAUAAUAUUGCUCCAGUCGUAUGAAAGCGAUCAUCAGUCGAGAUGUGACCCCGGUGUCACACAAGGGUAGACGAGCAAGUUUCUAUUACAGCGUAGAAUCUCGCGUCCGUUUAGCCCUCUAAAAGCGAUAGAAAAGCAAGUUGAUCAUUUUGUGACCCAAAUUCGACGACUGCUUUGCUUUUGCCGUGCCUUCGACAGUCCUCUUCACACCUGUUUGAGGCGAAAGUUAACAGAAUUUACAUCUACACCCAACUUCCUGACUGUGAAACGUACAUUGUACCCAACAAGGAAGUAUCGAUUUCUGAGCGAAAGUGAACCCCGUGGGCCCGCGGAUCAAGAGAGCUAGAAAGCUGCAAAUUACUUGGAAAGUCUUUUUCAUUAGUAUUCUGCUGUAGCCGUCAAUUUAAAAAACAAUUGCAGGAUGAAUAUUCAUAAUUAGUCACGAGACAUAUUGGAAUGCUCUGUUUUUUAUAUCUAUACAUUAUAUAUUUGUAUAAAAUCUUAGCAAAUGUCGGAGUUUUAUAAAGGUAGAAUUUUACUACAGUUUGAGACAGACCGGGAGGAUGAUCCUGUAGGCAAGGUUCAAGGAAGAUUUGGAUCUUUUGUAUCCCUAAUAAAUUUUGGCUUAUGCAAUAUCAUAAGUCUUGCUGCAAAAUUAAAGAAGAAAGCGUUACAAAGAGAAUGCCUCUGUCUUUUCUCAACGGCAGUCGAGUUAUUUACGAGAUCAGAAGGGAAUUAAACCUUACUUCAACGUCACUGUUUUUAUAUUAGAGGGCAGGUGAAUAAAUGCCUUGUUAAUAGAAUACUUGUAAAACAAAUUGCUAGCAGGGUUAUAAACACAAUAACAGUAGAUUCCGUUUGCAUCAGAAAUACAGUAAUUUCACUAGUUUCAGUUCUGAAGCAGUUCUUAUGCAGACACGUAAACAGUUCACGUUUGAUCAACAGCUGCAUGACAUGUUCCUAAGUAAAAUAAAAGACAUUUUUUAUCUCAUAUUUCAUUAAUAAGUCUAGAAUAAUGGGCCACUGUCACUGUGCAAGAUUGACAAUUCCAAAACGACCAAGAAUGAAUGUCUCUUUGACAAGCAGCAGCUAUGAAGAGGAGCUUUAACUCGAGAAAACUGCCUUUAAAAUCAAUAUUCAAUAUAUUUCUGUGAUGUGUUUAAGAAGUUUCCAGGCACUUGUAAACAGUACUGUGUAGUUGUACAAUGAAAUAAUUUUGCUAUGUGCAUCAGACCUCUAAAUCAAAACAAGCUUAUUUUUAUACCUCAACAUUUUUAUGGUCUUGAGGUUUGCAAGUCUAACUUUGAAUAGUGUGAGAAGAUUGGUGAAUAAUACCAUAAAAGUUCUUGUCAUGUUUUACCCAUUUAAAAAUUCAUUUAUCAACAUGUAAAUACAGAAGUCAACUUUGGACUGGCGACUUUGCCCUUCUAAAAAGGGACAGAUCAUUACUAAAAAUAGACCGAUAAAUUUCAAGGCAAUUUAAAAACAUCACAUGUCUCUCACGAGGAAGCAUUUCUAAGAAAACUAGCAAUCAUUUUUUAACUUCUUAUAAUUCUGCAAGGAUCAUUUUCUUUGUUGUAGCGCUUAUGUAGAUUCAUUUGGUACAAAUGUUUUGGCCAACAUUAACUGUAAGUAAGUUACUGGCCCCAGGAUUUGUUUCAGCUUCAUUCUCAAGAUUAGAAUCAAACACGUUUUAAAUACUGAAUACAAAUUUCAGCCAUUGGUUAACUUAUUUUUAUACAGACUAUUUUGCUCAGGGUCCAGUAUUUUAGCAGCCGGUGCUCCAAACAGUUGCCUCUGGGCUUGUCCAAUGGGGAUUACACUCACACAACCUCUGUCAUUUCAGGUGUUAAUUCUCUAAAUAUUGCAGUUACCAAGCAAUAUUAAACAACAGUUUUGAAUAGUAAUGUGCUACUAUUAUUGGAUGAAAUUUGCCACGAAUUAUUCACAAAUUUGUCAUAUUAUUGUGCAACAUAAAUUCUUUGUUUAAAAAUAAAUACCCAACAUCCAAAUUUCAAUACAUGCAAUUUUUAUUGAAAAUCUGUCAACUGUUUAAAGGUUCUGCAUAAAAUAUAAAGCUACUGCAUUUCACAAAGGGGAAUACAAACUAAUGAUUUUUAAUACACUAUCUAUCUAUCUAUCAUCAUAAUGCAGAAAUGAAGAAAUACAUGUUGUUCUUAGCUAACAAGAGUGAAUAACAUCAAUCACACUGAUAGUUAUUAUUAUUAUUAUCAGUAUUAUUAUCAUUGUUAUUAUUAUUAUUAUUAAUGGGUGCAUUCCUUUGGGAUGAUUGAGAUCAGGAUUCAGUGAUCCAUGAUCACUCGGAUCAUGGUAGAUCAAACGAACUGAUGAAUCCACUCUGGACAAGGAUUCAUCGGUUCAUUUGGUCCAUUAGAGCAACAUAUUACAUCUUUUGUUGUAGAAAUAGGAAUUGGGAUAGCCCAGACUGAUGCAAUUUUGGUUUUUUUUUUAUUUUCUUUCCUUUUUCUUCAUUUUUGAAUAAUUCAAUCUCAAGCAGCAUUUGUAAAUUGCCUAUACGCAGCGAGAUUUACAAUAUUACACAUUCAAAAACACAAAGAAAGUUUCCAAGGGAGCGAGUCAAAACAAAGGACUAGGGGUUCCUUGCAGACACUCUACUGGCACUCAGAAGUCACGCACCCUUCUCAGGAUCCUGGCCGUUCCUAAUAGCAUAGUUUUCUGUAACAGUCAAAUUCUAACCCUAAUCCCCAGUUAUUCCAUCAACUGUCCAAGUUUCUUAGUAACACUUCCAAGGGCCCCUACAAUAACAGCUACCGUGUCCAUGUUUUCAUCAUCACCAUCAUUAUCACCAUCAUUAUUAUUAUUAUCUUCUCCUAUGUUGAUUAAGAAUAGGUCCAAGAGACAUUCAUAGCUUCUUAAGAAUACAUUUUUAUAAAAAGAUUCAGUUUUUUGAUGUAACUCCUUUUGUAGUUUAUUUAUAUUUCUUGUCUUAUUUUCUUCCAUUCUCUAGUUUUUCUCCAUUUUACAUAGCUUCCUGUAACAUUAGAUACAGUAUAUGUGUCUUUAUUUAGUAAUCAAUAAAGAGUUCAUUAUUAUUAAUUAUUAUUAUUUUAAAAAUAUAUAAUUAUUAUUAUUAUUAACUGACCUCCGAAGUGCCUGUGACUGGUGUAACUCCUGGCUUGUUACUCUGAUGUCCAAAAAGUCCAAGGUCCUACACCUAUCGAGAUCCAAGGAUCCAUAUCAUCAUGAGUACUGGUUGUCUGACAAACCCUUAUCAGCAGUAGAUCACCACAAGCACGUUGAUGUCUGGCUGGAGUCUUCCCUGUCUUGCGAUUACCAUACAAACUAUAUCUGUGCUGAAGCUAAUAAGGAUCUAGGUUUGAUAAGGCGAACCUUUGGUCCAAACAAUUUUGAAGGAGUCUCGAUAGCAUAUAAGACUUUAGUGUGUCCAGUUUUGGAAUAUGGUUGUCAGGUCUCGAAUCCGUAUUUCGUGAAGCACAUCAAAAGUAUAGAGUCAAUACAGAGGCGAGCCACUUGAGUUAUUUGCGGAUCAGAGAAAGAAUAUCAGGAGAGACUUGGGGUACUGAAAUGGCCUUCACUUGACAUAGAUCCUCAUAUGUUUUUUUAUUUUAAUGUAUUAGCAAAAACACGUAGGAACCAUAAUUUUAAGAUAAGACCUAAGAAGACACGUACAAAUUACUUUUUCCAAUCGCUAUAUAACAGACUGGAAUAGUACUCCAUCGGUCAUUAUGCACAUACCUUCAUUAAGCAGUUUUAAGUCCUAUCUAUUGGAUCACUUGUGUCAAUUUUAAAUCAGGUGUAACUCGUGAGUGACAAGUAUGCAAUUUAAUUAGGAUAGCUUUGGGCAUUAUUUUAAUUUAACUUCUUAAUUUUAUUGUCAAUUUUAGUAUGCAAUUUAAUUAGGUUAGCUUUGGGCCGCAUUUUAAAUUUUACUUCUUAAUUUUUAGUAUGUUUAAUAUUGGAGAAUAUUCUUUGUAUGGGAAUUUAGUUUCCCCCAGUCAUGUACUUUUUGUAUUUUUUGUAAUAUUAUUUACUUACUUGUAUUAGCAUGACAAAGUAUUAUUAAACUUAAACUUAAACUAGUAAACUGCUCACCAUGCUAAUUGCCUUAAGCACAUCCCGACCAGAAAAGAGAUGAUGAUGAUGCUUGUAAUGCUGGCAAGGGGCCAUUACUUCGAGCUGCGAUUGUCACCCCUUUGACCAGCUAAGCCCAGAGAUCAAAUAACAAGGCGAAACCAAUCCCUGAAAUAGAAAUCUACUUUAAGUGAGAGUACCUACAUAACCUUUUUAAAACUGUUUUUUUGCAGAUGGUAACGAGAACAAAAAAGAUUUUUGUUGGUGGUGUAUCUGCUUCAACCACAGAAGACGAUUUGACAAACUACUUUAAAAAAUUUGGCACCGUAAGUACUAGAUACAAAGAAAAAGCAACAAUAUUAUUUUGAAAACAAUACUUUUAAAGACUUGUUUCUUGCGAUAAGAUUUUUUCGAAAUAAAGCUGUACUCUCAAAGCAUCCAAUGGCUCCUAGAAACCCUCUUUUGCCUCUAGGCUCCCAGGACAUCUUAGUUUUGGCCCAAAAUGUCAAUGGUGGGGACUGUGAAUAUCAUAGGGUCAAAGUUUGGGACCUCUUACAGAACCAAAGAGUGUGGCUUUCAGAUGGUACAUACACAUUAACACUGACACGUUUUUGCAUACAUGUUACGAUUCAAAUCUCAGGCUAAGAUUUUUGACCACAUUACUUGUCUUAAGUUACACUGCUAGACAGGGCCUCCUAAUACACUUGAUGGCACAAAACUGAUCUAAACUCCUGGUCAAAAUGUUUGGGACACUUUGCCUUUUGUGUUAGGAAAAUGCAAUUCAAGUUAACCCCCCUCCCCCCUGGACAGUGCUGAUGGAAUGAGUCAAACACCCUUUACAUAUCUUGCACAUGUUAUGGACCUCCAGGAUUGCAGCUCUUUCAUAUAGAGCAAUUUUCAUAUGACCUUGAAAUGAAAACACACAAACAAAACAGAAAAAACAAACAAAUGGAAAAGGAGCAAUUUGAUUGGUUAAUCGAAAGGAUACAAACGCGCGUGGCUUUUGGUUGGUUAAGUGAACGCUCAGGUGAAAAAACUCCAUGCUCUAGAACUUUCUAGAAAUCAACCGAUACUUUGCUUUGAUGUCGAACUGCAACAUGAUUGGCCAAUCGAACAAUCCCUUCUCCAUAUUAGGGUUUUCUUUGGCAGUAAAACGAAGAGGCUGUGUUUUGAUCUGUUCAUCUAUUGGCUGAUCAAACAAAUAACGAACACUUACCGAAACCAUUUUUCACGGUCAUACAAAAAUCACUCUAACUGUGUGCACUGCCUACCCUGCAUGUAGGAUUUCUAUCUAAAUAAUCAUGGAUAUUUCCAAUGAAUGACUGACAUGUACUUUAAGAGUUUCUGAAACGUUCUUGACAUCCAUAUAAAUUAGUUCUCUAACAAAUUCCAGUAUCUUUAAUUAAUCUCGUAUUCUUUUGCCCUAGGUAACAGAAUCCAAGCUAAUGUUUGACAAAGUUACUAACAGACAUAGAGGUAUCAGGUUUUUUCAAAUAUUCUUCUCAAACUCAUUAAUAAUUCAUAAAGAAAAUUCAAAGGAAAUUAAUGUUUAAUGAGUGUUUGGAUAUCUGAUGAAAAACUGCUCAUUUUUGCAUCCUUAAUUUCUCCUUCAAAAAUUAUUUUGUUUGAGAAGAAAUAUCAAACAUUCGACACAGUGUUUCAUCACCAGAUGAAACACCUCGAAGUUCGUCAAAAAUACUCCGCUGCGCGUCGUAUUUUCAACUCUCUUCUCGGUGUUUCAUCUGGUGAUGAAAUACUGCAUCUCAUGUUUGAUAUAUUACAUGACACGUUUUAAAUCAGAUAGCUGUGGAUAAUUUUUUAAUGGAAAGGAGAACAAACAAAACUUGUUGGCAGGGGCUAUUCCCCAGCUAUUGGAAGUGUGAGCCCAGUGGACUAAUCUGGUAGUCACUUAUAGGCGCAACACAGGCUUCUUUAUUUACUAGAUAUUUUAAUGUGUUGCCAAGAUUGUAGGGCCAACAAAACAAAGACUCUUUUUCGGUUUCAAAGAUAUCUUUCAAACUUAUAGUAAGUCCAUCAUUUACUUCAGCAAGUCAAAAUAGCACUGUUUUUUUUUUGUCUGGGAUCAUAACAUCAUCUCAGUAACAAUGAACUCUUCUGCAUACAAGAUAAAAAACAAUAGCAAUCUUAAGUUCUUUUCAAUUCAACAAUGGUUGACAAUAUCGACAAGUUCAAGUCUAAAACUAAGUCCUGACACUGUGAAUACAGAAAUGGAAGUAUUAGAAUUACAGAAACUAGGCCAAAUAAAAGCCAAUGUGAACAAAAGUCACCGUUCUGGAUGCACUCAUAUUCUUUUUGAUCAGGUAAAGCAUCCAUAAAUUACAGCCUUCACGAUUAACUCCUUCAGAAGAAAGAAGAAUGGAAGACUGAAUUUUAGUUUAAAGAAUAUUUUGCAUUUUGAGGUGUAGCAAACAUAUCCAUGCAACAUCAAAGUUUCCUGAAUUGUAUAUAGGAAAAUAUAGGAAUUUGCUCAAUUUAUAGGACUUUAUAGGAAAGGUCUCAAAAAAAUAGGAUUUAAUAGGAUUUUAUAGGGAUAUAGGACUCGCUUGACAGCAUCUAUUGUUCAUCUGAUACAAGGCUCAUCUUAGCACUAACAGACUCCUCUUUGUCAGUGUAACAGUGUUUUGAAAGCUGCUAUGCAGGCAAACUAUGUUGAAUGACACAUCUGUCUGCACCACAGGUUAGUAACGUUAAGUGAAAAAAAACUAACAGGACUGCAUUAAUAUUUGUCUGAAGGUUUUGGUUUUGUAACAUUUCAAAACGAAGAUGAGGCUGAUAGUGCUUGUGAGGAACAGUUUCAUGUUAUAAAUGACAAAAAGGUACGUUAUAUUCUUUGAUAUUGACAUCCAUGAUCCAUGUAGAAAAUUUACAAGUUGGAGAGUCAGUGGUAUUCACAAAAGACACUCCUGAACAACUACAUUUGUCAUACUGCUAUUUCAUAGCAUUUUCAUAAGAUAUAGAAGGAAACAACAGGGGCUGCACUGACAUCCAACUAAGCUAGAUCUAAAACUUUGGCAACCACCUGUAUUUUGUUGCCCAUAUCCAUUUUAAAACCUAUGCAACAAAAGACAGUUUGAACAAAAAUGUUCAAGAAAAGGAGAAAAAAAUAAUGAAGAGCACCAAAGCUGAAACUGUCAAACAUCAUUGUCACAAGCCCACUAAAAUAUUUAAUAAAUAUUCUUACUGAUAAUGAUCAAUGUUUUUACUAUCACAGACAGAGGUUAAGAAGGCACAACCCAGAGAAGUGAUGCAAAGCUUGCAGGGUGGACGUGGUAGGGCAGGAAGAGGCAUGGCAGGACGUGGAUUCUGUAAGUUGCUCUUAAUCAGUUCUUGUUGAGAAAUGAGAUAAGUUUUGGAGUGUGAAACCCAUAAGAGGUACUCAGAUAUUUUUUUGUGAGUGUGUGCUUCAAAUUAAAUCACUACCCAAUGGUUCAAAGUUAUGAGGAACAAUUCCAAGACUAAAAGGCAUGAAUAGUUUGCGAAUCAAGUUAGGAGUAGUGCCCUGACAGGUCCAAAACUUAACCAAAUGAAAAAACGCUUAAGUUUUUAUUGGUUCCAAUAGUAGCAGAGCUCUCACAUGUGUCAAGAGUAUGCAGCAAAGCACAAAAAAUUUUGGCAUAAAAAAAUUGUGUUUAACUUGGUAUUAGGCAUCCACGUUAUGAUAAAUAAUUGACAACUGUCAAAAUAGGGUAUCUACUGACCAGUGUCAUGUGACUGUAUUGCAGGCUCAGGUGUACAACCUGAGGUGACAUGUUUUGACGAAUUAUGGCAUUAAAGUGAUCUCAGGAUCAGAAAACUUCACCCCAUAAAGACACUUCUUAAAAGUUCCAACAAGAGCUUCACUUAUGCCCUAGCUAAAUCUAUAGAGCAUUUUCACAUGAUGUCAUGGCGGCCAUGUUGGUGUUCCAAACAAAUCCUGUGGGAGUUGAACUCAUUUCUUAUGUAAACUAUUUCUUUUGUUCUCAUAAAUUUGCAUAGACGCUGGCCACAUGAGUGAAAACACUCUAUACAUUUUUUCUUAGUUACUUACAGUGUACUUACUUACAUACAUUUGGAAAACCAAUAUAAUGACUAAGGCUGCAGUGCUUAGUGCAGUGGCCAAGACAACUGGAUAGAUUGUUAUCAUCAUUUAUUUCUAACCCUGAUCCACCUUAAUUCUGAUGGUCUUAUUUCGUAGGUUUAGAAUAAAUGCAUCAAUUAUUAAUGGUACAAAGAGGAAAUUUGACACUUAUCCACUUACAUUUUAUUCACAGUGUAUCCCUUUGCUCCCGGAUUCCCUCGUGGUUUUCCUCCAUCUGGUUUUGGCCCUGGGUUUGGUAACUUUCCUUUUGCAGGUAAAAUCCCAAAACAUCUUUGCUGUUAACUAAUUGAACAUUAAUAAAUGAGCACCAUCUGAUGAGAGGUUAAAAAUUCAUUUCAGUGGAGGCCCUUGCUUGAAUUGCUCAAUAUCAUGAGCUUCAUGUAAAAACUUAAAGACAAACAGCAGAAACAAUAGCGCCAUUUAUACAAGAGAAAAUAAGGUGCAGAUUACUCUGGCCACAGCUUAUAUAAGAUGCAAACUGCUCAUAUAAGUGGUUCACGGCUUAGUUCACAAUCAGAGAGGUCCAAUGAUGACUUAGUUCAUUUUGGUGCCUCGCAUAAUUUGCAACGAUGGCCCGAGCAAGCAAAAAUGCAAAACAAUUGGCUUCGGUCAGGAAAAUCAUAAUAUUUUACAUGAUAUUGUUUGUUUCACAUUAACAUUUCGGUCAAGAUUAGUGUUGGUCCGUUGCAAAACUUGUGCGGAAUCCUCGAAACAAUAUACAGUUAUUCAUGUAAACUGUGAUAAUCAUUUCCUUAUUGAAUUUCAAUUCCACAAUCCAGUCACAAUGUUUUGUUCCCAUACACCACUCACAGAAGCAACGUUUCAGGCCUCACGGCAAUAUGCAAAGUUUGACAGCAUCUUGUUGCUUAUUACUUCUAUUUGCCUUAAUUAAGCAGGUUAUAGCCAAGCAGCAGCUGCGGCCGCGUUUGCGGUACAAAACAGGCAAGUUAGAGGCAAGGGGCGUGGAUUUAUGGGAAACUUCCCUGGGAUGCUGGGUAAGAGCUGCAAUUCUUGUAUUAAUGUGUGAAAGAAAAUCUGGUUAUUUUUUUCCCUUUCAUGACAAAUGAAGGCACUUUAAGGUGGCUCUACUUCUUUCCAAAAAAAUUGUGCUUUGCAAUAUCCAUUUAAGAAUCAAACUGGACAAUAAAACAAAAAGGAAAAAGUCAAGAGAAAAAAGUGUAGGAGCCCUCCUGACAGGAUGUUUGUGGCUGGUCACCGAGCCAGAAUCUAACCUCAAAUAGCAGGGCUUAACUCUGUGCAACACAGAGUUUUGCGAGGUUUUUUCAAGAUACAUAUUUGUAGUUGUUACUUGUUCACCAAAGACAGGGCAUAAGUAUCACACCAUUAUCCACUAACAACUAAGAGGGCAUGCAACUGGUCUGUGAAAGCAAGACUCCACAAACAAGUUGAAAAUUUGAUCAUUUUGACCAGCUGUAUCUGUCAAGAAUACCAGAGGCAGAUCAGUCUCAUCUACAUUGACCAUUUCACUCUCAAUCCAAAAACUGAAUUGCUGUGUUUGUUGUUUGAAGGCUUUCCUGGAUAUCAUACUGGUUUUGUGAACCCUGGUGAUCAGCGGCGCUCAGCAGGUGGUAGCCAGUACUAUGCUGAUUAUGCCAAUAUAAAUACUCAGGGCCCACGGCACAACAGACCACCAGACAUUCCCCAAGUUGCUCAUGCCAUGCAGGAUUACGCAGAUUACUCAGGUGAGAAUUACAGGGUUUACAAGUUUUUCCUAACCCUUUGAACCCAGUUAGACUCCUUAACUCAAUGUUUUCUAAUCAGAUGGAACAUUCCUUCUUGUGUACGAAGUCACAUUUUAUUUAUGAAUCAUUACUUUUUAUAGGAGGAAUGAAUUACCACCAGCAGUUUGGUCCACCCCCACCCUCUCCAGUUUCAAGAGCAUUUGCCACAGCUGCAACAAGUCCAGGACCAGUCCAGGAUCUACACGUUAGCAGUUACAUUAACUCUGCUGCUAACACUGCAGCUGAUGGUUUGGGAUAUACAGCCACCAGUCCGCAGCCAACAGGCUUUGGUCAUACCAUGGCGGUAAGUCAAUACCCUUUUCAGUAG
Messenger RNA from Porites lobata, 12685 nucleotides. Lineage: Eukaryota; Metazoa; Cnidaria; Anthozoa; Scleractinia; Poritidae. The record is from the annotation of a GenBank genome assembly.